This is a messenger RNA of Hyalella azteca, 7398 nucleotides long. Its product is annotated as myosin-VIIa. Gene Ontology annotation, molecular function: cytoskeletal motor activity; protein binding; ATP binding. The transcript is spliced from 39 exons. The coding region runs from base 79 to 6429 and encodes 2116 amino acids. Lineage: Eukaryota; Metazoa; Arthropoda; Malacostraca; Amphipoda; Hyalellidae. The record is from RefSeq and is a predicted model, not a curated record. Gene Ontology annotation, cellular component: myosin complex; cytoskeleton.
UUAAAAUUGAAGUUUCAUUUCAUCAGUUUUUGGCCAAAUGUAUGAAAAAUAACCAAACGCAUCAUUAAAUAAGUAACAAUGGGUCGAGAAGAUGAAAGGAGGAAAUCAAAAGACAAAAGAAGAGGGAGCAAUGCAAAGAAUGCCACAAAUUUCUUCCCAGGCGACUACAUCUGGGUGGAGCCCACUUCUGGAAGUGAGUUCGAUGUUGCCAUCGGAGCCAAAGUUUUGAGCAUCGACGGUCGACGAGUGACAGUCCAGGAUGACGCUAGGAAGUCGAUUGUGCUGCCGCCGGAGCGUCGCAUCAAGGCGAUGCACCCGACGUCUGUUCAAGGGGUCGAGGACAUGAUCAGCCUGGGCGACCUGCACGAGGCUGGCAUCUUGCGUAACUUGCUCAUCAGAUACAACGAAAACCUCAUAUAUACCUACACGGGGUCCAUCUUGGUUGCAGUCAACCCUUAUCAGAAUCUACCCAUCUAUACAGCCGAUCAGAUCAGGCUUUACAAAGGGAAGAAAUUUGGCGAGCUUCCUCCUCACAUCUUUGCCAUUGGCGACAAUUGUUACUCGAACAUGAACACUUUUCACCGUGACCAGUGCAUCGUCAUCAGUGGUGAAUCCGGAGCUGGAAAAACGGAAAACACGAAACUCAUCUUGCAGUACUUGACAGCCAUCUCAGCUCGACACUCGUGGAUAGAACAACAGGUUUUGGAGGCAAAUCCUAUCCUUGAAGCGUUCGGCAACGCCAAGACUCUACGAAACGACAAUUCGUCUCGCUUCGGCAAGUACAUCGACAUUCACUUCUCGGGUGAGGGCGUCAUCGAGGGAGCCAGGAUCGAGCAAUACCUGCUGGAGAAGUCGAGACUUGUGUCGCAGAGCAAAGGAGAGAGAAACUACCAUAUCUUCUACUGCAUGCUUGCCGGUCUACCGAAAGAUGAACUGUUGCAGCUCAAACUGAAGUCAGCUUCUAAUUACAAGUAUCUCACCGAAGGCGAAACGAUCACGUGUGAAGGUAGAAACGAUGUCAGGGAAUUCGCUGACAUCAGGUCAGCAAUGAAGGUUCUCAUGUUCAGCGACGCUGAAGUCUACGAAAUGUUCAAGCUGCUUGCUGCUAUCCUUCACAUGGGCAACUUAAAGUUUAAACCAAAAAGUGUUGCGAACAUGGAUGGCUCUGAGAUCACCGACGCGGCGGGGCUGGCGUGGGUGGCUGAGCUGCUGGGAGUGGAGGCGCGGCACCUCAAAGCGGGACUCACGUCGCGCUCCAUCACCGCGCAGGGCGAGACUGUCGUGUCGCCUCUGAGCCUCGACAACGCUGUUGCAACUCGAGACGCGUUCGUGAAAGGCAUCUACGGCAACCUCUUCGUCUGGAUUGUUGCCAAAAUCAACUCGGCCAUCUACAACCCAUCCAUGAAGAAGAGCAGUUCCAUCGGCGUCCUCGAUAUCUUUGGAUUUGAGAACUUUCAAACCAAUAGUUUUGAACAGUUCUGCAUCAACUACGCAAACGAGAACUUGCAGCAGUUCUUCGUGCAGCACAUCUUCAAGCUGGAGCAGGAGGAGUACAACGCAGAGAACAUCAACUGGCAGCACAUCGAGUUUGUCGACAACCAAGACACUCUCGACAUGAUCGCCAUUAGGCCAAUGAACAUCAUGGCCCUUGUGGAUGAAGAAUCCAAGUUCCCCAAAGGCACAGACAGCACGAUGGUCCAGAAACUCUAUUCGCAACAUCAAAGCCACCCGCACUUCGUCCAGAUGAGGAGCCAGGCUCAGCUUUCCUUCGGGAUACGCCACUUUGCCGGCACAGUUUACUACAGUGCCAAAGGCUUCUUGGACAAGAAUCGCGAUACGUUCAGUGUCGACCUGUUGAACCUUGUCAUUGGACCGCUCAUCAAAAACCAAUUUCUGAAAAACCUCUUCGACAAAGAUGAGUUAACGGGGGGAAGUACGACGAAAAAACAAGCUCGCACGCUCUCCUCGCAGUUCAAGCGCUCACUCGACUCCCUCAUGGGCACACUCGGCAGUUGUCAGCCCUAUUUCGUCAGGACCGUCAAGCCCAACGAGACUAAGAGCCCCAAUUUGUUCGACCGCGAGCUGUGCUGCCGCCAGCUGCGUUACUCCGGCAUGAUGGAGACCAUCAGGAUCCGCAGGGCGGGCUACCCCAUCCGCCACACCUUCAGGGAGUUCGUCGAGCGCUACAGGUUCCUCAUCCACGGAUGCCCUCCCGCACAUAAGGGCGAUAACUCAGCAUCUGCCAAGCGCAUCUGCAAGGAGGUUCUGAAAGGCACGGACUACCAGAUCGGGCACAGCAAAGUCUUCCUGAAGGAUGCGCAGGACGUGUUUCUGGAGCGCGAACGUGACCGCGUGCUCUCCCUGAAGAUCACCAUCCUGCAGCGCUGCAUGCGCGGCUGGUACUACAGGAAGAGAUUCUUGUUGAUUCAACAAAACGCGCGUUUCCUGGUUGUCUGGUGGCGUUAUCAGCUGAUGAAGCGCGGCUUCGCACGUCUUCAAGCCGCCAUCAAAGCAAGGCGUGCCAACCACAAGUUCACCAACCUCAGGAAUACCAUUACCGGCCUGCAGGCUCGGUGCCGAGGUUUGCUGGCGCGUCGACGCUUCCAGCAGCGGCUGCAGGCCAAGCGUCUCCGUGACAAGGAGGAAGCUGAACUCCGGCGGCGAGGGGACAAGCAACAGGCCAAGGAAAUUGCCGACCUCAACUACCAGAAACGACUCAUGGAGCUGGACGAAACGACGGAGAUGAUCUCGCCGGUGCACGACGACGAGGACGACGAGAACGUCAACGACCCGCAGCUCGUGGACGAAAUGUUCGGCUUCUUGCAGGGCGGCACCGUGCGCAGGAGGGGAUCGAUGGCUCCAAUUGGCCUGGAAGAGGCCUUCCCGUCAUCAGGGAUGCAGGAGGACGUGUCGGAAUACACGUUCCAGAAGUACGCUUCUACUUACUUCCAAGGCAACGUCACUCAUCAGUACACGAGGCGACAACUCAAGCAGCCUCUACUGAACCUGCAGAACGACGCGGACAGAGUGGCGGCAUUGGCCCUGUGGGUAACGAUCCUGCGCUUCAUGGGCGACAUGGCGGAGCCGAAGUACAGCAGCGUCCACAAGGACAACACGCCCGUCAUGGCCAUCAUCAGCGGAACCCUGGGCAGAAAUUUCGCAAAAUCAAAACAAUUCAAAGAUGCUCAGGCAGCACUGGAAUCUGGUUCUGCUGACAUGACUAGCAAACAACGCAAGCUCAUCUCUAUGACCCUGAAGCGUAAAGGGAAGAUCACCGAAGAGUUGAUUCAACAACUGAAGGGCGGGGACGCGGCUGCUGACACUUAUCAACAGUGGCUUGAAUCGCGGCCUACUUCUAACAUGGAGAAACUGCACUUUAUUAUCGGCCAUGGCAUAUUAAGAGAAGAGCUCAGAGACGAAAUCUACUGCCAAAUAUGCAAGCAGCUGUCGAACAACCCUGGCAAAUCCUCGCACGCUCGUGGUUGGAUUCUAUUAUCUCUCUGCGUGGGCUGCUUUGCGCCUUCAGAGGAAUUCGUCAACUACCUUUACAACUUCAUCGACCGAGGCCCCCAGGGCUACGCUCCCUACUGCUACAAGCGACUCAGGAGAACUUUUGCCAAUGGAUCCCGGACUCAACCUCCCAGCUGGCUCGAACUCCAGGCCACAAAGACGAAGAGUACCAUAUCGAUCCCGAUCACGUUUAUGGACGGCACCACGAAGACGCUCCACGCUGACUCAGCGUCGACAGCUCGGGAGUUGUGUAACCAGCUCACCGAUAAGGUGUCGCUCCGAGACCAAUUUGGCUUCUCACUCUACAUCGCUCUCUUCGACAAGGUGUCGUCACUUGGAAGUGAGGGUGAGCACGUGAUGGACGCCAUCAGCCAGUGCGAGCAGUACGCCAAGGAGCAAGGAGCUCAGGAGAGGAACGCUCCUUGGCGGCUCUUCUUCAGGAAGGAAAUCUUCGCGCCUUGGCACGACCCUACCGAGGAUCACGUCGCCACCAACCUCAUAUAUCAACAGAUCGUUCGGGGAGUCAAGUUCGGAGAGUAUCAAUGUGACAAGGAAGAAGACUUAGCGAUGCUUGCAGCGCAGCAAUUCUACAUCGAGUUCGGCGCUGAGAUGCACGAAGAGAGACUGCGCAGCAACAUUGCGAGCUACAUUCCUGACGCAUACGUCUCCAGCAGUGACGGCAAUCUUGACAAGUGGACGAAGCUAGUGUCCAGCGCCUACAAGAAAAGCUACUACGUCAAGGAGCGAGUUGAGUACCUCAGGCUGAAGGAGGAUGUCGUAUCUUUCGCCAAGUUCAAGUGGCCGCUGCUCUUCUCGCGCUUCUACGAGGGCGUCAGGAUCGCUGGGCCGCCGUUGGAGAAGAAUGAAGUCAUCAUCGCCAUCACGUGGACAGGAAUUUAUUUCGUCGAUGACCAAGAAAAUAUACUUCGCGAGCUGACGUAUCCAGAAAUUAUUACAGCGACGUUCAACAAAGUUCCUGGUCAAGGCUUGUACGGUCAAACGGUCACGAUCGCGACGGUGCGGGGUGAAAACUUCAAAUUCCGUUCAGUCAACAGCCAGGACAUUCACACCCUCAUCCUCUUCUUCAUCGAGGGGCUGAAGAAACGAUCGAAGUUUGUAGUGGCACUGCAGGACUACAGGUCUCCUGGCGACAGCUCGCUGCUCUCUUUCAAGCGAGGCGAUCUCAUUCAACUUCAGGAAGACUGCGUGGGGGAAACUGCCUUGAAUAUGGGCUGGUGUAUCGGACGCUGUGACAGAACCAACGAGUCUGGAAACUUCCCCGCUGAAACUAUCGUCGUCGUGCCUACAAUGACCAAGCCUGACCGCGAACUUGUCGAGCUGUACGCCACAGAGGAGGCAGAAAGAGCUCGCAGAAUGUUGGAGUCCGAGGAGAACAAUGCAGAACCUGCUGAGAAGAUGCACACUCUUGAACGAUAUGCUGCUGAGAACUUCAGAGCUGCGAUGGCAGGCACGGUGUCGCGGCGCAGUCAAAUGACGGCAGCGCGGAAGGGUUCGUCGGUGCUGUGGAAGCACUCCCGCGACCCUCUGCAGCAGCCGCUCCUGCUCAAGGUUCUGGACAGUCAGCAGUUGAGCGACAUGGCGGUGGACAGCUACACAGCAAUUCUGAAGUACACGGGGGAACUGCCUACACGUUCUGCCCCCACCGACACAGAUCUUACCGACAAGGUCUUCAACGGUCCCAUUAAAGAGGAGUUGCUCCGAGAUGAGUGCUACUGUCAGUUGAUGAAGCAGCUCACUGACAACCGCAAUCGGCUGAGUGAAGAGAGAUGCUGGGAGUUGAUGUGGCUUGCUACAGGUCUCUUCACCUGCUCACCAGCCCUAAUGAAGGAGCUGAACCUGUUUCUGAAGACGAGAAAGCACCCCAUCGCCCGAGACGCGAUGGUCAGGCUGCAGAAGACGCUCAAGCACGGCCAGCGCAAGUACCCGCCUCAUCAAGUCGAAGUCGAGGCCAUCCACCACAAGACCACUCAGAUCUUCCAUAAGGUGUACUUCCCCGACGACUCGGACCAAGCCUUCGAAGUGAACUCCGGCACUUCGGCUGCUGACCUCAUCGACUCAAUCGCUCAGCGUUUGAACAUCAAAUCUUCGGAAGGCUUCAGCCUCUUCGUUAUGAUUUCUGACAGGGUUAUCUCGGUACCUGAGGAGGAUUUCUUCUUCGACUUCGUUCGGCUGCUGAAUGAUUGGAUGAGGAAGACAAGACCCAACCGCGACGGCAGCAGAGCGCUGUUCACAUACCGCGUGUUCUUCAUGAGGAAACUUUGGACGAACGUUGUGCCGGGCCAGGACCGUAAUGCAGACCUAAUCUUCCACUACAACCAAGAACUGCCUAAGUACCUGCGAGGUUAUCAUAAGUGUACCAAGGAAAUAGCGGCAAAGCUUGCGAGUAUCAUUUUCAAAGCGCGCUACGGCGACGACAGAGCAGGCCUCUCUCAAGUCGGAUCCGUGCUGCCCUCACUCGUGCCCGAAGAUCUCCUGAAGGCUUACAGCACCAGCGACUGGAAGAAGCAGAUCACCAAGCAUUUCAAUGACACCGCAGGGAUGUCGAAAGAAGAUGUCAAGCUCGAGUUCCUGAAAGUCAUCUUCCAAUGGCCAACAUUUGGCUCGGCCUUCUUCGAGGUGCGCCAGAACAGCGACCCUCAGUACCCCACGAAGCUGCUUGUGGCCAUCAACCGAAACGGCGUACUGCUCAUCAACACUACAACGAAGGUGAUUCUGGAAACUCACCCGUUCACAAGCGUAAGCAACUGGUCGUCUGGCAAUACCUUCUUCCACUUGACCAUAGGCAACCUCACCAACAACACCAAGCUUCUUUGUGAGACUUCCCAGGGUUACAAGAUGGACGACCUCAUGUCAUCUUAUGUGGCCCUUCUUUACACCAACAAUCAACUUAAACGUUAAUGUCAAUCCACACACAACUAAUUGUUCGAGAAUAAUUCAAGUUAUUCGAGCAAUGUUGAAGCUGGAGUAAACCGCUUCAUUAGACAAUCGAUGUUGUGAUUUGUUCGUACAAGAGUCAUUUUUCAUUGACCUGCAGAUUUCGAUCUAACGUUGUGUUUUACCUCAAAUAUAAGUAAGCAAUAUUGAACUCAUUUUUUUAGAAAAUACAUUUCUAGACAGUAAAUUUGUUGAUUGAGUUAUUCAUUUCUAACCGUCCGUUUUCGAAGUUGGAAAUACAAUAACUGAUUCUUUGCUAUCGUUUUCAAAAAUAUCAUUAUCUAUUCGAUUCUUUUCAGGGAAAAUCUAAUUUAAUGUUUAUUGUGUUGAAAUAUUAUUAAUGGGUAGUGCAUCAGUUCAUUUUUUGUCUAUCGAUUGAAAUCACAACAAUCAAAUAGAGGCAAAUACUGCAAAUGUAAGCCUACAACAAUAAACUAAAGUCUGUAGUGUAAAGGAUAAAUAUGUUACAGCACUCGCCGAAGUUCUUGUCUUCUACCUGUAAUCCCGACUUUUUACUUAAAUAAUAGUAAUAUUCAGCUCAAAGAUUACGUAGCAUAGAUUUCACUUUAAAUUUAAACUUUUAGUAUUUGCAUAGCGUGCCUUUUAGAACUAAAAUUAUUUAUGUUUUGUCAUUCGUAAAGUUACUCAUUGGGCCUAGUGUCUUGUUUGUCUUAUAUAUCAUAUAAAGUUGAUUUAAGUAAGUAGUAGAUCAUAUGCGUAUUUUUAUAAGUUCAGUUUAUCAAUCUAAAUUUAGCUCUAUGCUCUGUUCCCGUCGAAGGAGUAUAAACAUGAUCGGGCACAUUUGAAAAAAAAUAUGCGUUUUCCUCUUGCAUAGAACGAUAAGCUAAUACCAUAUUCUAUUGCGUUAAGUUAUUAAAAUUUCUUGCAUUGCUGUUGAUGAUGAUAGGCAUUUUUUGCUGAAUAAACUUAAUA